AUGCUGCCACUGUAUGGUUUCUCCGAUAAUCCAUUCCAGUCACGAUCGGAUCUUGUUCGAGCCGCCACAUCCAUCGUGUCCGUACUUAAUCCAUACAAAAGCAAGGGAAAAGCAAGGAUAAAGCUCCCAGUUGCAACAGCAGCAGGGUUCGAUGAUGUCGCAGCACAGUUGGAAGGAUUCGCUCGUCCCUUAUGGGUGGUUCCGCUGCUCUUCAACGAGGAACUUGGGAAUGAGCAUAGCGCCCAUCUCAAAACAUGGAUUCAAGGUUUGGUGACUGGGACAGAUCCUGAAUCAUUGGAAUAUUGGGGUGAAUUGGAGGACUUUGAUCAGAGAAUGGUAGAAAUGGAGUCGAUAGCAUUUGCGCUUCUAUGUAAUGGGAAUGCGUUUCUCGGGCCCAUGAGUAAGCAAGCAAAGAAAAAUCUUUCAAACUGGCUUGGACAGAUUAAUUACCGCCGCAUGCCACAGAAUAAUUGGCUGUGGUUCCGCAUAUUUGUGAAUAUUGCGCUCGUCAAAGUGCUGGGAGUCUCGCGUGAUGAUGUCCAGCAUCAAAUUGACGCAGACUUCAGAACACUCGAUUCCUUUUAUAUUGGAGAAGGUUGGUCCAGUGACGGUCUGUGGGGUGACGAGCGCAAGCAGGCAGACUACUACUCGGGGAGCUUUGCGAUUCAAUUUGCCCAGCUCUUGUAUAUCCGUUUCGUUGGCGAUGAAGAUCCCACACGAUGCGAGCAAUACCGUCGUCAAGCACAAACCUUUGGCGGUACAUUCUGGAGGUACUUUGACGCUGAUGGUGCCGCGAUUCCAUUUGGCCGCAGCAUGACGUAUCGUUUUGCAUUUGCUGCCUUCUGGUCCGCCAUGGCAUGCGCAGAUGUUCAAUUACAAGCAACUUCUGAUAGCAUUGGUGUCAUCAAAGGGAUGCUCUUACGCCAUUUGCGCUGGUGGACCAAGCAUACGGAGAUUUUCAACUUAGAUGGAACACUCAACAUCGGAUUCACCUACCCGAACAUGUACUUGAGUGAGGCAUAUAACUCUCCACAAUCAGUCUACUGGUGUUUGAAGACAUUAACGGUCCUCGUGCUUCCAAAGGGCCACAUUUUUUGGGCGGUCCCAGAGCAACCACAUCCGCUAGUUCACUCGUCCAACUCUCCACAAUCACCGAAUUCUGUCCAAGACGUCUGGCCUCCGAGACACAUUCUGUGCAAUACAUCGGAGCACCAUUUCCUCCUGUCGUCCGGUCAAAUGUCCCGAAAAGCACAUAAAGGGCGAGAAGCCAAGUAUGGGAAAUUUGCCUAUUCGUCUGCUUUCGGGUUCAGUGUACCAGCAGGGCUUCUGCUCGAACAGCUGGCACCCGAUAGCACAAUAUGUGCGACUCAUGACGACGGGGAGAGUUGGAAGAUGAGGUCACAGCCGUAUGAUGAAAGGUUGAUAAACGUGAAAGUCAAGGACAGCUUCCAGCAAGAACGAGACAUACAAUCCUUGGUUAGCGAAUGGCGACCGUGGAAAUACCUUGAUCUGUGCAUCACAACCGCAUUAUUCCCGCUGGUCGAGAUCUUCCCCGGCUGGCAUGUUAGAGUCCACAGGAUCAGAUAUCGAGGAACCUCGUGGAUUGAGGGCCUUCAAAUCGUUGACAGUGGGUUCGCUCUCGGCGCGGAGACUCCAUCCGGUCGCUUCAUCACUCCAGAGGUCGAGCAAGGCUCAGUCACGGAUGGGGGAAGCUGUCUGUUGAGUUCGCCUGCCGGGACAAGUGCAAUUGUCGACAUGAAACCGGAAACAGAACGGGCAGCAAUUGAUACGCAGAUAGAGGUCCGGGGCGAGAGCUUCGCGCUAAGGGCUGAUCCAAACACGAAUCUCAUGUCGUCGAGAACCAUGAUACCCUCGAUAAAGCACCACCUAAAAUUGAAUGGGUUCGAGCGAAACGCAAGACGGGAGGUAUUCUUGGUAUCGGGUGUCUUUGCUGUGGGCGCAUCCGCGGGCUUGGAUCAGGACACGAUUCGAGGGAUGUGGUCAAGACGACCUCGGCUGCGUGUGGAAGUUGUUAGCGAUGAAAUACAAAUCAGCGUACAAUGA
This is a messenger RNA of Aspergillus affinis, 2064 nucleotides long. RefSeq names its product glycoside hydrolase family 154 protein. The transcript is spliced from 2 exons. The record is from RefSeq and is a predicted model, not a curated record. Bases 1 to 2064 code for a protein of 687 amino acids. Lineage: Eukaryota; Fungi; Ascomycota; Eurotiomycetes; Eurotiales; Aspergillaceae.